AAUAUUAUGACGAGGAGCUGUGUACUACUAGCGCUGUUUGGUGAUGACUGGAACGUGCAGAGAGGAUCUGCCUUUUUAGCAUGAACUUUGGCGGCUUAUUGGGUCUCGUUUACGGCAAGAUUUACCUCUAAAACUGCGUUGAUUCCACAUAUAUGUUCAUGACUGUUGCUGUCAAGAUUAGGUAAAGGAGAUUACAAUGGUUGUAUGAUUUUAACAAUAUAAUUUUUGCGUUGAUCGCGGAGGUUUCCGAUUGGGGGCCGGGCUUGCUGCUCGAACUGAGCUUUUUGACCCCGUCGUUAUCCAGGGUUCACCGCUGGCUUGACCGCUGGGCGAAGCGAAGGACGUAGCUGGGAUCUCAUAGUCAUACUCUUCUUUACAUAACGUGGAAAAGCUGUUGCCUGAGCCGCAUUCAAGAUGUUUCCAGGAAGGUUUGAUCAUAACUCGAGACCUGAAGUCUUACGGGAGCUACCUGUUUCAAGCAUUGACAGUGAUGCUAACAUUGGAAGAGCAAUGCGAUCGGGGAAUACCACCAUCAUCACGAUGAGCCCUGAUCGUCCACCCAGGAUCCCGAUCCAUGCAAUGGGCGGAGAGGGGCUGUUCUGCUCCCCGGUCCAGUAUCUCUAUGCAACUGGUAGAACCAGAAGAAGACUACAGCUUUACCCUGAUGUUGACCGCCCAGUAUCGCCGACCUUUGAUGACUUCAAACCCCCGAUGUCCAGCACCCCCGGUCCUUCCUCACCCUGUCGAUCAUCGCCCCGGUCGUCGCCACGGAAACGCAACAUCAACCAAUCAUCGGGCUACUACAGCCACCUUGAUUCUGCAGAGGAGAGCAUCCUACAGGAGAGUGUUUCGUGGUUACGGAGGGCUAAGAAAGCGAGGAAGGAGAGGAGGGAGACAUCAGCUGACCUGGUGAAACGGUUGAGGGCACUGACGGCCGAUCAGCUCGCAACAGUCGUUGGUGACUUGCUCAAACAACAUCCUGAUCUUGAAGAGGACCUCCAAGAUUUAAUACCAGAGCCCGAUAUAUCGUCAUGCGAGGAAGAAAUAUGUGAACUGCUCCAUAAUAUCUACAGGGCUAUGCCACGGCAGAGACUAAGCUCAUCUCGUAGUGCGUUCACAUAUAGACAGGUCCGACUACACAUUAUCAAAUUCAAGAAGGAAUGCAUCCAACAUGGCCGCCAUUUUGUGAAGUGUAAAGCAUGGGAUGCUGCGAUGAGAUAUGUUCUGGUUGCCUGGCAACAGGUCCACAAACUACCUGUGUGGGAGUGUCCUGCUCACAAUCGUCUAAAGACAAGCUGUUAUCUGGGUCUUGCUGCUGUGUGUGUAGAGUCUCUAAGGAAAGGAGCAUUCAGUUUACAAACAUUGCAAGAAUUCAGACCAAAGAUUGAAGCCAUGGUCAGCGCUGCUCCAGAGAUGUCGGCUUGUCUACAGAGGUUGAACAUCAUGAUGGAAACGUCAUCAGAAUCGUAAUGAUGGUCUGAACACUGCAUUCUUGUUUGUUGUUUUAAGAGACACAACAUCAAGUUCUUGUAGGAAUGGGUUUAGGACAUGUUGGUCACUAUUUCUCAGUUGUACAACAUGUCAUCUUUGAAGUUUUGUGAUGAUCGUAAUUCCAGAGUUGUUGGUUUGUCUAGAGGGUUGAACAUUCAUGACAGAAAAGCCAUCAGAAUUGUAGUGAAGGUUGUGUAGGUUUUGUGUUUUUCUGGGAUUGGGUUUAGGACAUGACUUGCUUCUUAAUAGUUGAACAUCAUCUUAAAAGGUUCAUUAAGAGCAAACUUGGGAAAAGGAUGGUGAGAAGCCUCAGUAGUGAGUAGAGAUGUAACGGAAUCGUGAGGCUGCUGGAGAAAACCUUCCGUAGACUUUUUACACGUGACUCGGGCCGAGGCCGGUGAAUUGUGGCGUCGAGGCCAACCAGCCUCCACUACAUCCCUGCCAGUGAGCUUAAUAAUUAUUGACCUUGUUAGAAGGAUGGUGAUAUCAUCAGUGCAGAGACCUGUCUGUGACUUGGUUUGUUCACAUCGCAACUGUAAACUUAAGGCAUAAGAUGGCUGACAACGCCAAGAAGGCUCCUAUUAAACCGGCCAGCGACCCAUCCGCCUGGUGCUGAAAUGGUUCUGACAGCAAUCACCGAAUUGAAGGAGCGCAACGGCUCUUUGCUCCAGGCAAUCAAGAAGAACAUCGAGCAGAACUUCGAUGUUUAGAUCAACCGACAGCUCAUAGAAGGGCAAACUUAUGCAGAUGAAGAGGAUAGGUGCUUUGGGUCGCUCAACUCGAAUGUGCAAGCAGCCAGUCAAAGACAGAGACCUAUUAAAAUACUUUAAACACUUUUAAUCCACUUCUUUAAUUCCUAUGAUUAUGUGAACACAUAUACCAAAGGAUAGUGUUUGGUUCUAAGAGUUUUGACAAUUUGAAAAGUUUGUAAAGGACAUGUUCUAUUGUCAAUAACAUGUACUGGAAAUACAUUUAAUUGUGAUGUAGUCAUAUUUUCAUAAUGUUGUACAUGUACAACAUUAUGAACACUGGUUUAUACUACAGUUGAAUGCUAUUGAGAACUUUCUUGGCUAAGAUCAUCAUGUUGUUGGAGAUGAGAAUCUGUAUUUCCAAUACCUUUGUAGAAGUAGCAAGAAAUAGUAGUAAUUCACAGUGCAUUAAAUUUGCACACUUCGGGCAGCUGAAUAACAUUGAAAAAACAUUGCAUUGCAACUUCUAAUGUUUACUGUGCUUCUGUCUACAUGAAAAGUACUCUUAAUACAAAUUUUCUUUGUAUGAAAUAGUUCUUGACACCUGUCAAGUCUUGAUUUGUAAUGAAUUUAUGCUUGUUGAUCGAUUUAGUUCUACUAUUGUGCCUUAAUUUCUGAUAAACUUAUUCUUCCUUGGCCAAUGACACUAUUAUGUGUACUGAACUGUGCUUUGAUUUCUAAUUCAUACACUGAAGUAUGAUUUGUUACCGAACUUUAUUGUGCCUUAAUAUCUGAUAGAGUUGUGCCUUGAUAUCUGAUAAAUUUAUUCUUUGUGGGCCAAUGCUACCAUUUAUUGUGCCUUGAUUUCUAAUAAACAUAUCCUUUCUCUUGUACGUUAAUUUGAAUUAAAAAACUCUGUCUCGGCCAAUGUUGCAGUUCUACUUUAAAGGAGAAUGAAACUCUUGGAGCAAGUUAGCUUUUGUGAAAGCAGAAAAAUCAAAGGAUAAGAUCAACAAAAGUUUGAGUAAAAUAGGACUAGCAAUAGAAGAGUUAUGAGCAUUUGAAUGUCGAGAUCACUAAUGCUAUGGAGAUCCUCCCAUUGGCAACGCAACCAAGAUCUAUGAUAUCACAGAUGAACAACUCUCCCCUUUUGGACACUGAAAAUAUACCCCAAAACAUCUCUUUUUGCUCAUUCUAAUCAUAUGACAAACGAUUAAUCAAUGAUAUAAUGUUGUGAAACCUCUGUAUUUGUCCUCUCAUAAAGAGAACACCUCACCUUGUGAUAGAUUCUAUAAAAGUGAGAAUAUAAGUGAAAUAAGUACUAAAGCAAUGAGGGAGUUGUACGUGUGUGACAUCACAGAUCUUGGUCGCAUUGCCAAUGGGAGGAUCUACAUGGCAUUAGUGAUCUCAAUAUUCAAAUGCUCAUAACUUUCUUAUUAUUCAUUCAAUCUUCCUCAAAAUUUCAGCAAUAUGUUUCUUUGAUUUUUCUCUUUGAUAUGGAUUCAGCUGGUUUCAAGGAUUUCAUUCUCCUUUAACAUAACUUCAUUUCUGAUAAACUUACCUGUAUUCAUAACUUUGCUAUUAUAUCUGUUAUACAUUUUAAUAUUGUGCCUUAAUUUUUAAUGAACUUAUUCUUUCUUGGCCAAUGUUACUUUUAGUUUAUUGUGCCUUAAUUUCUGAUAAACUCAUUUAUGUCUCAGCUAUUGUAACUGUUAUACAAUUAAUAUUGUGCCUUAAUUUGUAAUAAGCUUAUUUUUCAGCAAAUUGCUCCUUACGCAGUACUAGCGACAGAAUUACAAGGUACGGGAUUUGUUUAAACCUUUUUUUGUAUGAUUAUGUUCAGGAACUUGACACAUCUUUUUCUAUAUUGGCUGUGCAUAGCUUAGUAUAGUCAAUGCAUUCCCUCUUCUGUACAAGCAGUAAUAAUGACUCAUUUGAAUGUACUAUAAUUUGUAAUAUUUUUUUAUAUUGUGUCAUCUUGUAGUAUUAAGAGUUGCAAUGGUAUGUUGUGCUUGUUGAUAUUUGAUUUCAAUGUUAGUCGAUUAUCACCAGCAAAAUAACGCUGAUAACAUGAUGUAUCGUCGAGUCUGAAAAUUCAUUAUGAGCUGCAACUCCAUGAAGGCGGGGAAGGGGGAAAUAAAGUAAGGCCGUCAUCGUAAUGAAUGAAAUCGUAAUGAAUCUGACUUCAUUCCUGAUCAAGAGAAGGUAUUGAUUAAAGGGGAAUUUCACCCUGACUAAAAGUUUAUUGUAAAAAUAGCAGAAAAAAUAAUAAAAAAUAUUGGCAAAGUUUUUAGGAAAAUCCUUAGGAAAAAAAAAGUUAUUAGAAUUUUAAUUAUUUGAUUUGUAACAAUAUGCAAGCAGUUUUCCUACAUAUCGUAUGUUAAAAAAUUAAUGAAAUGUUUAUUUUCUCAGAAAAUUGCAAAUGGUUUUUAUUUUACCUUCAGUACCAGUAUAUCAAUACGCAAAUGAUAUCACACCCACUCCUAAAGAGAAAAUAAUAAAAAUAAGUCAUCACAAAUCAUUCAAAAAUGAAAUUUAAUGCAUUUUGUAUCAUGGAACAUAUGGGGCUCGUUUUUUAAGUCACAAACCAAAAACUUAAAAAUGUAAUAACUUUCUUAAACUUUAAUGGAUUUUCCUCUAACCUUCACCAAUAUUUUUGAUUUUUUCCCCCUGCUAUUGUAACAAAGUUUCGGUCAGGGUAAACUUCCCCUUAAUGACAUUCCAGAAAUGUAUUCUUAUUUUUUACAGUGUACCUUGCUAAAAAUUUUUUGUCAUGCUACAGUACCUACUCUUUCAGACCAGUCCACCUCAUUUCUUUUCUACUCCAUUUUAUUUUUUUCUCCAUUCUGCAUUUUGUUUUCAUUCCUUUCCACCUCACCUCUUUCCAGGCCUACAUGUAGAUAUAAAUGUAAUUCAGCUGACUUUGUUGCUUUUUUCAUCAUUCCAAUUGAAUUGAGCGGUAUUCUUGCACAUUUAGAUGUAGAUGUUAAUGUAAUAAGUGCUAUACAAGUGAAGGAUAUUUUAUAUUAAUAUAAUUGCUAUUGUGAAUUAUUGAUCAGAUAUUAUGUAUUUCCAUUCCAGUACAUAUUUUUUAUUAUGCUUGUUAUUGUAAAAUUUGUUUAGAAGUUGAAAAGGGAAUUUUCGCUGCAAUUUGGCUAGUUUCUAAUGGCUCUAUGUUGGCUUUGCCAAUGUAAAGGUCAGGUCCACCCCAGCAAAAAGUUGAUUUGAAUCAAUAGAAAAAAAAUAAACCAAUAUGAUGCUGAAAAGUUUUAUCAAAUUAGAUAAAAUAAGGGAGCUAUAAGUUUCACUUAUUUUCACAAAAUAUUCAAAUGAAAAAUGGUGAUAUGCAAAUGAGCACACACCAUGGACCUACUAGUCCAUGCACACACUAUUUCUUUUGUAAUACCGUAUGAAUUAUAGAAUAUUUCGUUAUUUUUGAGAUACGGCAAUAUUAAAUGAAGCUCGUCAAUAAGUCACGGUAUGAUGUAACAAUGCUCAUUCCACAUUUUUCAGGGAGAAAUAAAUCUUUUUCACAUUAUGAUAAUGAAAUAUUUUAAUGAAAUGAAUGUUUGAUAUAUCACUAUUUAUUCAAAUAAACUUCUUUUUGGAGGUGUACUUGAUAUGUAAGUAGGCCAUCUACAAACAGGGUAUGUACAGAGUUUUGGAUAGAUUGGAACAAAUGAAGCUCGAACACUCAAAAUUUCGGCAACUUAAAUAAUUUGCCAAGACGUUGAUUGAAUGCUUUUAAGCCAACUAUGCAUACUACAAUGUAAUGUAAUGACGUCUUCCGUUCAAAAUAUUUAAAUAACUUUAAUUUACAGUAAGCCAAACUCCACAUAUUCAGUAAAGUCUUGUUAGGCGGUUCUAGUGACAAUAUGAGGCUGUUCUCACUACGUUCCUAAAACUAGUUUACUGGAAACUAGUUUAACGCGUAGUGAGAACGGUCGAAGCGAUCUUGGAAGCGAUCUUCCAAACCAGUUUGGAAAACCACCUCGAGAUGUAGUUUUCAAGAUCGCUUUGCCUCGUUAAACUGGUUUUAGCGUAAGUGAGGACACAACCGUUCUUCGGGAAGCGAUCUUCGCACAUUUUGAGUGUGCUACUCCACACGACAGGUGUAGAAUGCCUAUGCUGCAGUUUCGAAUUUCGCGCGAUACGUGUCACCCCACUGAGAGCAUUUCCAUAGCAACAAGAGCGCUUUACGUGAAGUGAUUUUGAAAACCACUUUCGUGUGAUCAAGUGAGAACGCUAGCAAAGCGAUCUUCCAAAGUGGUUUCCUGAAUCGGUUUCCAGUAAACUAGUUUUAGAAAGCGUAAUGAGAACGGCCUCUAUGAUUAGCACGGUUUCCAAUCAGUACGAUAUCAAUACUUACUGAUAAUUGUUGGAAGUUCAAGCAUUUGUUGGAAUGAUUGUACAUAGUGGAACUGUAUAUUGUCUGUUAAUGGACAAUCGUAUUUUGAUUGAAUUCUUGUUGUUCAAUGAUUUCAGGGUUUGAAUAAAGAAAUGUUAAAAAAGAGAAA
Lytechinus pictus (painted urchin) is the source of this 6697-nucleotide messenger RNA. RefSeq lists its product as uncharacterized. Gene Ontology annotation, cellular component: nuclear membrane; nucleus. Lineage: Eukaryota; Metazoa; Echinodermata; Echinoidea; Temnopleuroida; Toxopneustidae. Bases 415 to 1470 code for a protein of 351 amino acids. The transcript has 7 exons. Gene Ontology annotation, molecular function: proteasome binding. The record is from RefSeq and is a predicted model, not a curated record. Gene Ontology annotation, biological process: nuclear protein quality control by the ubiquitin-proteasome system; proteasome localization.